Kazachstania africana CBS 2517 is the source of this 267-nucleotide messenger RNA. RefSeq lists its product as uncharacterized. The transcript has a single exon. The coding region runs from base 1 to 267 and encodes 88 amino acids. The record is from RefSeq and is a predicted model, not a curated record. Lineage: Eukaryota; Fungi; Ascomycota; Saccharomycetes; Saccharomycetales; Saccharomycetaceae.
AUGCCUCAAAAAGCUCUAAAAGUCACUAAAAAGACCAAAGACCCUCGUCGUAUAACGAAGAAGCAAAAAAAUCUACGAAAGGCUGCUCCUCUGCAAAUUAAAUCAAAGAAGAGGGCAUUAAAUCAUUUGAAGAAGCUAUCUAAGACCGCUUCUUUGACUGAAUCUACAGAGAAAUUAAUUGCUAGUAGGGUAGGCCAUCUAGAAUUGUUGAAAGGUACCAGAAGAGAAAUUGAAAAAAACAAUAAAAAUAAAAACUCUCUCCUGUAG